Messenger RNA from Peromyscus californicus insignis, 2995 nucleotides. It is a transcript of the gene Cimip5, whose product is annotated as chromosome unknown C2orf50 homolog. Lineage: Eukaryota; Metazoa; Chordata; Mammalia; Rodentia; Cricetidae. Bases 1 to 732 code for a protein of 243 amino acids. The transcript has 4 exons. The record is from RefSeq and is a predicted model, not a curated record.
AUGUCCUCAGCAAGCACUCAGCGGGGUCCGCCCCUUCCCGUGUGCACUCGGGAGCCGCCUGUUCCCUGGGCGACAGUCAACAACAGGCAGGACCGGAAAACACAGCUGGGCGCAGAUGCUGCCCCAGCCUGGAGAGUUUCUGUCCCUUCAGUCACUCUGAGCUCUGGAUCCGGUCGGGGACGAUGUAGAGGGACCUUGUGCAGGCUUUCCUGGGUUAAGACGAGAGUCUCCAUCAGUCUCUCUCUUUUCUCUCUUCUUUCCCUCUCCUGCCCUUUCCAGUCCCCCAUGGACAGCCAACACGCUGGGCUCCCCAAAACCACAUCAUCCGGGUACCGAUUGCCCCCUACCAGGCCUCUUACCUCAGUUUCCAGGGCCCAAGAUGGCCUCGCAGCAAGCAGGGGUCUUGCUGGUGGUUGCCAGGGUACCGCAGUCCUGGGUGUGCAGCAGGACCAACUGUGGAGGGAGCUUGUGGAAGCUGAGGAGCGAGGCCAGCGGCGUUGGGCUGAGAACUGGGGUUUCCUGAAAGACUACGACCCUUUGGGAAAUAAGAAGGAGCCUAAGGAGCUGCCUGCCCAUGUGCCCUUCUUCUCAGACACACUCCCCAGCUCCACGAGCCGGGAGGUGGGCAGCAGGGUGGACACGCCCCUGGGGAGAGCCCUCACGCACAUGGACUUCUUCUUCAUGGAAGGCACGCGGAAGAAGAAGCCGGAGGAUGAACUGCAGCCCAUGUAGAGAUCUCAGGGUGGACCGCAGCAGGUUCCCGGGCCACAGGGUUCCCUCUGCUCGUCUCCAGAGUGCCAAGGCCAGCUGAACCAAGAAAGCCUGAAGGAGAGUAUGGCAUGCCACGUCUGCACGAUUCUGAAGGUCACAGCCAGUCCCUCGUACCCUCCACCCCACAUACCACUCCUCCGUCCCGGUCACAUCUUCAGGCUCUUUAGGAAGGUCCCUGCUUUGGACCAUCACCGUCUCCCCCACGGGCUGAGGAAAUGGAGAUGGAGGAUCCAGCCACCAGCGUCUUCUCUCUUUGGGACCGGAACAUAGAAGGCUGGAUGAGCCAGGCAGCCUCCAGACCUAGGCAUGGAGCCGUGGCACCACUCCAUGGCAUCACCAGAACACCUUAGGGAGCUUUGUCUAGACAGUCAACCCGGGCAGCUCAGAGCCUAGAGUCAUCUGGGCAGCACCAGGGGUCCAGAAGGGACGAGGCUGGGGAGCUGAGGACCACAGAAGGGCAGAAGGAGCCCUUCACCCCCGACCACUGCAUCUCUGAGCGUCUCUGCCUCCAUCUGCUCCGUGGUAGAAGCCACCUCUGCUUCCAGUGACAAGAAUGACCGCCAGCCGUGGAGGCACGGAGUGACCAUUGGGCAUCUUCCUAUACUAGGCAUGAUGAGGUCAUGUACAGGGGACACAUGAGCCAGCCUGAGAGGUGCCAGUCCACCAAACAAUGUGGACACCAAAAUGAAGGAGAACAGAAGGCCAACCCCGGCUACACCCCUGACUCACAUGCACACACACACACACACACACACACACACACACACGCAUUAUUAAAAAUAAUUACAUUUUUUUAAAGUACUGAACUCUUGAGGAUUGUAGAAUAAAGAACAGAAAUAUUGUCAUUUUAGGCCUAACACUCAUAGCUAAUUUAGGUGUGAAUUAAUAAAGGCCAUAGAAACCUUUAGUUAGAGAUUCAUAGUGAGCCUCAUCAGUAGAAGGGCUGCUGACAUGAUGCACCUCCCAAAAUGACAGUCUGGAGACACGAGCUGUGUCACCAAGGACAGAGACACAUUCUUGUCACUCUAUGAAAGACAAAGGGAGCUGAGGCCGGGACCCAGGUUAAAGGCAGUACAGUCCAAAACCUCGGCCCAUUCCUGGGUCUAUAGGGGACACUAUGGGGAGUAAACGCAGAUGACAGACGGACAGGGAGCUGCAUUGGUGUCAUAACCUGUCAAUCACACUGUGCUGGCGUAGAACCCAGCUUCUGAAACUGAGCUGGGGUCAGGUAACUGCGUGAGGGGGGGUCUGCAAAAACUUGGUCACAGUAAGUGUUUUGGACAUGCGGGGACCAAAAAUUAAUUCAAAGUCCAACACAUAAUGGACUCCAGAUGUUCCUGGCAGUGCUGGCCAGUUGUUGUAUCAUGUGACUUCACCAUGGCUGUGGCUCUGAACAUACAGUGUGUGUGAUUUGUACUGAGCAGGCUGUCACACCACACGACUUUAAGAGACCCACGGGCCCAUGCACACAUGUGUGCACACACAUGCACACACACACAAACACACACACACACACACACACAAUUGCUGCUCUAUUGACUCAAGUUUCAUUAAAAAAAAAAAGGUGCCGGGCGGUGGUGGCGCACGCCUUUAAUCCCAGCACUCGGGAGGCAGAGCCAGGCGGAUCUCUGUGAGUUCGAGGCCAGCCUGGUCUCCAAAGCGAGUUCCAGGAAAGGCGCAAAGCUACACAGAGAAACCCUGUCUCGAAAAACCAAAAAAAAAAAAAAAAAAAAAAAAAGGUAUUUGGCUUAUGGUUAGAAAGUUUCCAACAAUUUCUAAAAUAGCCUUAAACAGACUGUGCCGUUUGGUGUUAGUUAUUUCUGUAAAGGGCAGUCUCUGUUUUGGCAGUUAUAAAAUCAAAGUACCAGAGGGCUGCAGGGAGGGCUGAGAGGUAAAGGGUACUGGUUGCUCUCCCAAAGGACGGGGGUUUGCUCCCUGGCACUCACAUGGCAGCUCCUGAUUGUAAUUCCAGUUCCAGGGGAUCCAACGUCCUCUUCUGGCCUCCCGGGCAUCAGGCAUGUUUGUGGUACACAGACAUACAUGCAGGCAAAAUACACACAUAAAAUAAAAGUAGAAUUUUUUUAAAAAUUUAAAAAUUAAAUAAAAAUAUCAGUCAACUCUGAAAAAUGUUGAAAAUGUUCUACUUUCUGUCCUGUCAAAUAUUCAGCCAAGAUUUAAUUCUUUGUAUAAAAAUAAACACAACCACCUCAGUAUGUGAAUUGAC